Messenger RNA from Penicillium macrosclerotiorum, 4644 nucleotides. Its product is annotated as mediator of RNA polymerase II transcription subunit 12. Lineage: Eukaryota; Fungi; Ascomycota; Eurotiomycetes; Eurotiales; Aspergillaceae. Gene Ontology annotation, molecular function: transcription coregulator activity. The transcript has 4 exons. Gene Ontology annotation, cellular component: mediator complex. Gene Ontology annotation, biological process: regulation of transcription by RNA polymerase II. Bases 1 to 4644 code for a protein of 1547 amino acids. The record is from RefSeq and is a predicted model, not a curated record.
AUGAUCCCCCAUUCCUCUGUCGGCGGUCAACCACGGAGUCACCCCAUGCGCGCAUUCAAUGGGGCCCCUGGACGGGCUGAUCUGACGCAGAUGGCUAGUCAGUAUGAUCCGCCGUCGGUCUCCUCGCAACUGCCCGUCGUCGACUUGACCGCCAGCGGCUACGAGUCGCAAGGUCAAGAACCGCCGUCGAAACGCCCCAAACUCAGUGUGUCGUCAGGUGGGGACAAUAUCAUGGACGCCAGCGCAGCCCUGAAGAGUGCCGACGGGCGGAGUACUCCCAGCAGUGCUAGUUCACGGCCUUCCAUAUCCUGGCGCGGUCGUCCAAUGUGGUCCUUUCAGGCCGCUAUGUCUGACAUCUCGGGGAAUGAGAAUCAAGGCGAUGGCUCGGCUGGCUCCAGGCCUUCGUCACCCCCACCGUUUCCUGCCCAACCGUGGGCCAAUACUCUUCCGGAACGUGCGGCGAAUACAUCUUCUAGAUCCCGCGAAAGCUCCCCCGUCGGGCCGGUCUCGACGGUACCAUAUCGUAUCGAGACGCCCUCGGCGGCACCGGUGAUCAAGGGCGAGAAAGUUGCCGAUUUCACGCCAUGGACCGGUAAUCACCCCGAAGAUGUCCUCAAUGCGCAUACCGCCAAAUCUGGAUACUACGAUCGCACUCAGGUUUCUCAAAACGAAUCUAACACCGCACGCCCUGCCCUAUACGGGCAGUUGAAACACCGGGCCGGGUUGCAGGUGUUGUCGUCCGUCUUCGCCGCCACCCUCGAGAAGCGUCGGAACCACAACACUAUUCAUGCCCCAUCGACCUUCAAACCACCUCCAAGAGUGACGCUCACCGAUAACAAACGCGAAGGCUGGCUCCGGGAUCUUGCCAAUGCUGCUGUACCUUUACGCCGAUUGAGCCGCACUAUUCCCCAUGGCAUUCGCGGCAAGGUGCUUCUGGACCAGUGCCUUGGCAAGUGGAUUCCAGUUGCUCGAGCUGUCUGGCUGGCGAAGUGUGUGGGUGCCAAUGAAAUUCGUGCGUUCAAGCGAAAAGGCACCAGUGGCGCCUUGGCCGUGGGGCUUGAAGCCAAAUGGGUGCGAGAUUGGACCACAAGUGUUCAACAAUUUGUCGAAGGGGUGUUCAGUUCUCCAAGGUCGAAUGACUGGAAAGCCAGAAUAACUUAUACGGUGGGAUUGACUGCUCGUCUCUUCUUUGAAAACCUUCUCGAUCAUGAUCAUUUCAUCGAGUGGUUUUUAUCAUCCUUUGAAUCUGCACCUCUCGCCACGAUCCCGAUCUGGCUUUUAAUGCUGGGCAUUUAUUGGAGGAGCAUCCUGCGAUAUCGGCGAAGAGGUCGGCGCCUAGCAGAGUUGCUUCUUGAGAAGUUACGCCAGGCCACUGCGACCAAAUAUGAUCCCCUUCAGCCACUCAUCGUCCGGUUGUCCCGCUUUAUUAAGAAGCUAGUUCAUGAGCAUACAUCAUCAAUGAUUCUGCCGAAUACAUGGGACACAUAUAAAAAUCAAGUCCGAGCCUGCCUUGAUCUCUCGAAUAAAGUGGACCGAGCUUUGUUCCAAAGCAUUGCGGAACGCAAUGCCCGAGUGCAGCGACCCCGGCUCUCGAAACCAACUAUACAGCGCCCUCCUCACCAACGUAUUAUCUCUCUCUUCGAUACCAUCCACUCCACCCAUGACAUCUCUGUUCUCUCCGUGGCUUGUCUGGAUGCUGUCGGUGACCGCACAGUCCUGGUCUCUAAGCUGUUUGAAUGGCUCGCCACUCCAUUCCGCCACGGCUUAUGUCGUGUCUACGUUGGCGUUCGCUUAAUUCGGAAAUGGAAAGCAGUGGGGAUUGACAUUGAUGAUCAUAUCCUGAGAUUCCUCUUUAGCCUUGGAGACAACAAGAAGCUCAACGUGGAUAACAUAUACCAUGCCAUCUCCGAGCUUGUCAGGUCACAGACAUUCUCAGUUGGCCGGUAUCUCCAGUGGCUUAUGGCCAGAGGUGUCACAAGUCGUUCUCCGAGCGAAACACAGACCGCGCAUGAAUUGCCGGUCGAUAUUGGGCUGAUCGCGCACCUCCCUGUCGGCCGUCUUCCAGAACACGUUGGCAACCUGCGCAGUACUCUAAUGGCACGCACUGGACUUGCCUUUUCGGACGAGACGUCCAUGAUCACCAGUGUUAGAGCUUUGGUCAGCCAGCGUCUGCCGUCUAUUUUCAGUGCCAGUAUGCAGCUGGAUACCACGCUCAAAUCAUUACCGUUGGAUCUGUCUUGGGCUGUGAAGGCCGAAAUUGGCCAGUGGUUACGACGCGGGGUCGCUGAGCAUACCCGCAAUGCUACGACUUCCACGACACGAGCCACGCUUCCUGGAAAUGCUGCCUCGUCCUUCUCUGCCCUUACGGCAGUUGAGUUCUAUAGUGUUCUGCUUGCGUCUGUCGCUGACACGACGAAUCGCCACUUCGAUUCUUUGUGCGUGAUUGGCGCAACAACGGAUCUGUUCCGUAAAUUGGUCGAUGCGUACGCUGGAAUUAAGCGCUUCGGCAUACCUAGUCUUGACCUCAUGUUUUCGUUGAUUGAGCUUGGUUUACGUAUUCCCAACGAAACCAAUGCCGUCACCUUCCUCCGCCAGGACCUCUCUCGUAUGGAGAACAAAUCGGUUAUGGCCGCCUCGUCCCCCGUUUCAGAUCAUAUCCCAGAUGACUUUGGUGAGGCUGACCCUUUGUUUCGCGAGAAGCUUGAUCAACUACUACUCUCCGGGAAUGUCAUGGACGAGCCCACUCUCGACACUCUCUUCAACACAUUGACGAAGCACUUGGAAUCCGAUGAUAGCAAGACCAAGUUGUCAGCGAACGACAUCUCCCGAUAUUUGGCACAGCUGCGCUCCUUCCAGCCAAAACACUUCGAUGGCAUUCUCGCCCGCUGGGUCUGUGGUCUUCUCAGAGUACCGGACCGGUCCGGUCUUCUUCGUGUUCUCCCACCGCUUAUUGGAGUCGGAUGUGUCACCAUUCGGUCCUUUUUGUCCCUUGUCAAGAGACUAUCUCUUUCUACGAAGGCUAUUCCCAAUGCCGCAGACCUACCUACAGACCUCGUCCAGCUCCUAGUGUUACACAACGAAGAAAAUAGAUACCUCGACCUAGUUUCCUACCGUUUCCAGUUGGCACAACAAGAGUUUCUUGCGAAAAAUUCCGAGGAGGCCCUCGCGCUUGUUUGCAAUGCUGCUGCAUCCCUCAAUGCCAGUUGUCCAAAGCCUAGCCCCUGGUAUCACCAACUUGAGGGCUCUAUGGUUAGUCUGCUAUGUGAGCUGCUUGUGCGGAACCCCGAAUGCGCGAGUCAGCAGUGUAUGCAAAAGCUAGCCGAUCAGUAUUCCGAAGCUAUGGGUAUUGUCCAAAAAGCACUGGAUCUGUUGUUGGGUGUCGAUUCUCAGAGCAAAGGCAGCUCGGUUAUUUCCGAGGUUGAAAAACUUGCUACCAUAACGGAUGACUUCUCGCUCCCGUUCUGCCGACUGAAGCUUCAGCUUCUCUUCCACGGGGAUUCCGCAGGUGAUGAUCGAAACAAUGUGGUGGAUGCAAUGUUCAGGACUAUUGUAGCUGAUUCUCGCGCCCCAAAACAUCAAUGGAUUGAUCUUAUCGGUCUCAUGAGUCCGGAAGCUACUCGUCAGAUUCGCGAGCGUGCUGAAAAGGAAUUCUUUGCGAUUCCGCUGUUCGAGUAUACGGUGAAUGAUCAAUCUACGUCUCCGCGACCUCAUGGCUCUUUAGAGGCAGCCAAGAUGUACCUCACAAUCAUUGAUGACCUUGCUAACAGCGUACCUGAGUCUGGAGCUCCUUCUACUGCGUCGAUUAUUGUGGAGAAGAUGGAUGCCCUUCUUCACAAGAUGAUCAUUGUUCAAUCGAAACGCAACAACCCUAGCGAUAAGCAGAACGAACAUGUUACUACCCAAGGGCGGUCCAACUUCGAACGAUCUCUUGCCUUCUGGUUCGCUGCUCUGCUGAGGAUGGUAGUUAUCCACCGUGCCUCUUUCAUGCAGCCAUCCCCGACACUGAAAAUCGGCACCUCGAAUCAACAGUGUCGUAUUUUGGUGUCGAUUUUCUGCAUCGCACUGUGCCGCCUUCCUGGCGAUGUGCUCCGCCAGUUCCCCGGCGCAGAUUACUUCCCUCGCCCUGCAGCGACAGAAGACUUUCGUCCUUGCCCAGGCAUCUUGCUGCAAACGCACGCUCUGGAUGUCGCCGCAUCACUCAUCGAUAUCUUUCCUGAUGAAGUCCGCCAUCAAUGCGGUCGCUUUUUGAAAGAAAAGUGUCCGCCCUUCAUCCCGCUCCAGAACGAUUCUCGCUUUCUCUACCUGCUGGGCCCAAUGUCCGAUUCGCACCCAUCCAGCAUUCUCCAGUCUGCCUCAGUGGCUUCUCCGGUGGCUUCAGCAUCUACCCCGACCCCAACCUCCACCACAUUCCCAGCCGCUGGUGCCUCAUCUCAGCAGACCGCUGGGCAGUCGAGUCAGUACAGUGGAUUCCCGGAAGGCUCGGACGGCGUAGCCAAUUGGCUUCAGCUUCAGGAUCGCGGCCGGCUCCUUGGUCCAUAUACAAUUCGCCCUUGGGAACUUUUGGAGGAUGCGGCUCCUUUCGUAGGCGUGAACGAUACCGCCGUGAACCUAGGCUAUUUUGAUGCACGACGAACGCGCGUCUAG